Messenger RNA from Sabethes cyaneus, 523 nucleotides. Its product is annotated as 40S ribosomal protein S15Aa. The transcript has 3 exons. The record is from RefSeq and is a predicted model, not a curated record. Gene Ontology annotation, cellular component: ribosome; cytosolic small ribosomal subunit. Gene Ontology annotation, biological process: translation. Gene Ontology annotation, molecular function: structural constituent of ribosome. Lineage: Eukaryota; Metazoa; Arthropoda; Insecta; Diptera; Culicidae. Bases 81 to 473 code for a protein of 130 amino acids.
CAGCUCUGGUUCCGGUUCUUUUCAACCAAGUCCUCUCCGACGUAUGUGGUGUCGAUAAAUAAACUAUCGAGAAAAAAAAAAUGGUCCGCAUCAGUGUGCUAGCCGAUGCCCUGAAGUGCAUCAACAAUGCCGAGAAGCGCGGCAAACGGCAGGUGCUCAUCCGACCCAACUCGAAGGUGGUAAUCAAAUUUCUGACCGUCAUGAUGAAACAUGGAUACAUCGGUGAGUUCGAAAUCGUCGACGAUCACCGAUCGGGCAAGGUGGUGGUCAACCUAACCGGUCGUUUGAACAAGGCCGGUAUCAUCUCGCCACGGUUCGACGUUAAGCUAAAGGAUGUGGAACGGUGGACCAAUACGUUGCUUCCGUCCCGUCAGUUCGGAUACGUGGUGCUAACCACCAGCGGUGGUAUUAUGGAUCACGAGGAAGCCAGACGGAAACAUCUGGGAGGCAAAAUUUUAGGAUACUUUUUCUAAGUUUGUUGAUAAAAGGAAAUAAUAUACGGUAAACACAAUUCCACAACAAA